UGACGCGAAAAUGUUCUGCUUGUUUUACACAUGCAGUACUAAUCUAAAGCAUUAAAAAUACAAUCAAAAAUAACCACAAGCUGUUAAGCUGUAUAGAUUUACACUGAAGAGGGUGGGUGAUAAAAGUACACUGUAGACAGUCAUGCUUUGGUUUCCUGUGCCUGUCUCUUUGAAACAGGAAACUACGCUGUCUGAGCAAAAACCAGCAUGUUACAUACCCUCUGUAGUCUGAGAGAAGCAGCACAAGCAGGAGGUUUCAUCGCGUUUUUGGUCUGCACUUUCUGCAUGUGGAUAUCAAACGAAGUCCAUAAACGGCUUGGAGACAAACUGUAAUGCUUCGUUUUUGAGAACCAACCUACGCUUCUUUUGAUAUGACCAAGAAAAAUACCAACCUGCCAUGAUGAAUGUGACAAACGAUGACUGCAACAUCCAAACCCAAGAGUACGAGUAUCAUCUUUUCCCGGCCGUCUACAUCCUCGCCUUGCUUGUGGGUUUGCCGGGUAACCUGGCAGCCCUUUACGUCUUCACCUUUAAGAUCACUCCCCGCACGGCCUUCAGUAUCUACAUCAGCAACCUGGCGGUGGCGGACAUUGUCAUCCUCUGCGUUCUUCCCUUUCGGAUCCACUACCACAUAAACAGGAACAACUGGGAGUUCGGGGACUUCACCUGCCGCCUCACAGGGAUUCUCUACUACUCCAACAUUUACAUGAGUAUCUGCUUCAUGACCUGUAUCUGCGUGGACCGCUAUAUGGCCACGGUCCACCCACACAAUUACCUGAGGAUGCGGAGCCCCUGGUGCGCACUGGUUGCGAGUGUGGUGCUCUGGUGCGUUGCCGGAGUGGCCAUCCUGGUCUUCAUACUCAUGGGGCCUCUGAAAACCAACUCAGACAAUUCUGAACACCACAGUUGUUUUGAAAAUUUCGCCAAGAUAGAAUGGGACACUCGUCUGGGGCCAUACAGCAUACUGGGCCUCAUCUUUGGCUCCUUGAUGCCCUCCAUAAUCAUCCUAGUGUGUUACCCGCUGGCUGCAAGGCGCAUUUCCAUGAUCCGAACUAGAACAGCCCAAAAAGCUGUGAGGGUCAUCUACACCAUCCUAGUUAUCAUGCUGCUCUGCUUCCUGCCUAACCACAUUGUGUACUUGCUGCACCUACUUUACCGCUGGGAGAUGAUCCAAAACUGCUCCUUUGGUAGAGCCAUCUACAACGCCCGGAGGAUCACCAUGGCGCUCAUCACCCUCAAUACAUGUCUUGACCCUGUGCUCUACUAUGUCACCACCAGCCACUGCCACUGGGAGCGAUUAAAGAUGACAUGGCUGUGGGGAGCGGUGAGCCGGAGGAGGGGGGUUUAUACCAUCGCAGUGAACUGAGGACGGGGGCAACAACACACUUACUGUAAAUACAGCUGUAAAUAAAUAAGACUCUAUAUAAGCUUCAUUAUCACUGGACAUGUAACUGGAGGACUUUUCUAUAAAAGUGUUUAUUUGUACAUCAAAAUAAAGGGAUAAAACAGAA
Molecule: messenger RNA, 1511 nt
Organism: Oreochromis aureus
Lineage: Eukaryota; Metazoa; Chordata; Actinopteri; Cichliformes; Cichlidae
Product: lysophosphatidic acid receptor 6
Exons: 2
Coding region: 398-1366 (322 amino acids)
Biological process (GO): G protein-coupled receptor signaling pathway
Cellular component (GO): membrane
Molecular function (GO): oxysterol binding; G protein-coupled receptor activity
Source: RefSeq, a predicted model, not a curated record